AUGCUCCGCUGCGGCGCCGGCUGCGACUGCGCGCCGCCGCGAACCGCGCGCGACGCCGCCGCGCCGGCGGCGCCGCCGGCCGCGGCGGGCGCGCGCGAGCCGGCCGCGGCGACGCGCGGCGUCCUGCUCUUCGCGGUCGGCGCGCCGCUCGGCGAAACGGACGGCGCGCCGGCGAUCGGCGAGGCGCUGCGGCUCGCGCGGACGAUCCGGCGCUUCCACGCGAGCGCGCGCGACCUGGGGGUCUGCCUCGACUACCACGUCGUCGCCGCGGACGAUCAGGCCCGGGGCGCGGCCGAGGCCGAGCUGCGGCGUCGCGCCGAGCCGCUCGGCGUCGAGCUGCGCGCCGUCGCGUUCGACCGCGCGCCGGCGCUCGCGCGCGCGACGCUCGCGCGCGGGUGCAAGUGGCAGGACGGGUGCGACGAGCGCGCGCUCGUGGAGCUGCGGCUGCGGCGCAUGGAGCGGCUCGCGGCGUCGCCGUUCGAGCGCACGCUCUACCUCGACUCGGACGCGCUCGCGUGCGCGCGGCUCGACGGCUUCUUCGCGGCGCUCGGCGAGUCGGACGUCGCGUACGUCUCGACGACGACGAUCGGCAAGUAUGUCCGCAGGAAGACGGGGCUCGACGCGAUCUUCGACGCGAGCGCGGCGCCGCCCGGCGCGGCGCCCGUCGCCGAGUCGGCGUACCUCAACGCGGGCGUGCUCGCGUUCCGCAACUCGACGGGCGCGCGGCGGCUGCUCGCCGCGUGGCGGCGCGUCUUCGUCGACGAGUACCUCCCGCGGCGCGUGCCCGGCGCGCACUCGAUGCAGGACCAGCCGGCGCUGUGGUGGGCCGCGCGCACGACGCCGGGCGUCGCGCUCGAGCGGCUGCCCGACGAGUACCACUGCAAGACGCACACGACCGGCGCGACGUGCGCGCGGCCCGGACCGCUCGACGUCGCCGACGGCGCGCGCGGGCCGUCGCGCGGCGCGCGGCGGCACUCGCGCGACGCCGGCGGGCGGUGCGUCGUGCUCCACGGACACGGGCUCGUCGACGCGGGGCCGCCCGACGGGGGGGGCGCCGACGCGCCGCGCCCGAGCGCCGCGGAACUGGCGCGCGCGCGAGCCAGAAGGCGGCGGCUCAGUGACUUUGGGAAAGCCGACAAGAAAUGCACGACGCUCCUGAAAAAGAAGAAGCUCGACUGGCUCCUCGAGCCGUUCACGUGCACGAAAUCCGUCAAGACGUCGAACGUCGCGCUCGUGCUCGGCACGGGCCUCGGCGACACGGGCACGCGGUCCGUCGCCAAGGCCGUCGACGCGCUCGGCGUGCCGACGUGCCACCGCACGACCGCGACGCUCGAAGCGCUCGGGGCGUCGAACCGGCGCGACAUGACGCCCUUCGCGUCGUCGGGGGCGUGGUUCGACACGCCCCUGGCGUCCGUCUGGCGCCGCGUCGCGUGCUCGUUCCCCAACUACAAGGUCGUGCACACGACGCGCGCCGGCGACCGCCCGCGUCUCUCGUCGACCGGGAACCGCAUGAACGCGCGCCGGCAAGAGCAAGAGCACUACCUCAUCUCGCGCUGCCUCGAGUACGGCACGACGUGCCCGACGCUCGCGGACGCGCUCGUCGCCUUCGACGGCGUCGCGGCGAGCCUCGACCGCUACGCGCCGCGGGACAAGGUCCACGUCAUGAACAUGUCGACGGGCUUCCGCCUCGUCCCCCUCGCGGCGUUCCUCGGCAAGCCCGUGCCGCGCGGCAUGCGGGGCGUGCCGCGGAGCAAGGAGUUCUUCUGCAGGACCCGGGCCGUCGCCGAGAAGAAGAAGAAGCCGCGCGUCGUCACGCGGCACCGCUCCGGGAAGAAGAAGAAGAAGAAGCCCCACCCACCGCCUGUCACCCCGGAGCCGGCGCUCAUCCCCGAGGAGGCCAUGCUGCUCGGCGGCGCGCUGCUGGCCGCCUCCGUGGUCCACGUCCUCACGAAGCGCCUGUCGUCGAGCAAGCGGCUCGUGGUGCGCGUCGGCGCGACCUUCGGCAUCAGCUACGUCCUCGGCGUGCGCUUCCUCGCGGGCAUCAAGGCCGGGCUCGGCGUCGACGCGCUCGGCGACCUCGACGCGUUCGGCCCGCUGUGGACGCUGAGCGGGUUGCUGUUUUCCGUCAUGCUCGGGCAGACGUACCAGUACUACUUCGACCGCCAGGGCGCGAUCCAGGACGCGGCCUUCGAGGAGACCCUGGCGCUCUGGCGCCUGAGCCAGUUGGUCACGACGACCAUCAACGACCUGCACGCGCGGCGGUCCGCGUACGUGUUGGUAAAAAGCUACGCGGAGCAGCUGUCGGCCGCGGGCGCGCGCCGGCGCCCCGCGGCCGCGACGACUUUCGAGAGCUCUUGGACACGUCUGAGCGCGGCCGCGGACCUGCUCGUGGAGUUCGACCUCGGCAACGACGAGCCGAGCCAGCUCGGCGACGUCUGCGGCCUCGCGGCGGGCGCGGAGUCGGCCGCGGGCGUCCAGUGCAUCCACGACACGGUCCGCGACAUCCACCGCUGCGCGGCGAAGCGCGUGUCGAACAUCAACGCGGACCUGCCGCCGCUCCAGUGGCACGCGCUGUCGGCGUUCGGCGUGCUGCUCGUGGGGAGCUUCGGGCUGCUGGACCUGGGAUCGGCGAAAUUGGAGGCCGCGGUGCUCGCGAUCGGGCUCGCGUCGUCGGCGCUCUUUUAUCUCGUGCUCAGCGACCUCCAGAACCCCUUCGAGGGCUCCUGGGCCGUGAGCCCGGCGGCGGGGUCGUUGGAGAAGUUCGUGGCCCACAUGCUCGAGAAGCACGCGACGCUCGUGCGCGCGCACUCGAAGCGGGCCGUGACGCAGGUCCGCGCGAGCCUCCGCCUCGCGGGCACGGGCAACGGCGUCGCGAGCCUGCGCAAGAGCGCGGACGAGGCGAGCUUCUCGGAGAAGGGGGGCAUGUAG
This is a messenger RNA of Aureococcus anophagefferens, 2928 nucleotides long. RefSeq lists its product as hypothetical. The transcript has 5 exons. The coding region runs from base 1 to 2928 and encodes 975 amino acids. The record is from RefSeq and is a predicted model, not a curated record. Lineage: Eukaryota; Pelagophyceae; Pelagomonadales; Pelagomonadaceae.